This is a messenger RNA of Paecilomyces variotii, 1656 nucleotides long. Its product is annotated as isoprenoid synthase domain-containing protein. The coding region runs from base 324 to 1628 and encodes 434 amino acids. Lineage: Eukaryota; Fungi; Ascomycota; Eurotiomycetes; Eurotiales; Thermoascaceae. The record is from RefSeq and is a predicted model, not a curated record. The transcript is spliced from 5 exons.
UAGGGUUUAGCGUCAUUGCAAUCAACAAGGAUUGAAUCAGGAUUUCCAGAUGAAAAAUUGGCCCACUGAAUAUGUAACGGGUUAUUGCAGCAGACACGGGAGAAAAUUGAAUUGAGAAGUAGAAUAAACUUCAUGUUCACUUAGUUUCCAAAGCCUUGGACUAAAUUCAUGGUCGAUGUCGGAAAAGGUCAACUGAAAUAAUAAAAUGACGGCUCCUUAGAGGUCACUUGACCCUUCGCGUAGGGUCUUAAAUAUCGUAUCGUUCGCCCUUGCCUUACGCUAUUUUCAUCAUUGCUUCCGUCCCAUCCCAAUGUACCGAUACAAUGGGGUUCUAUCUAUCGAAGCCCCAGCUUCAAAAACGGCACUCUGGUCCCAUUGAUACGGCCACUAGAGACCGAAAGACUUAUCAGCAGAGCUGCAGCGGAUUAUCUGUUUUCGAUAGUCUAUAUUCGACACAGUCCCUCAUGCCUGUUACCCAUGCUCAUGACCCCUUAGCCCGCGAAAAGGAAGAUGAACACCCCACAUUCCCUUUGUUGUCUUUCAUCUGGGACCCUGAAUCCCCUCCCGAGUACCCAGAAGAUGAGGAUGCGAUCAAAUUUCUUCCCUUGGAGAGGGGUUUCCAAUGGGUGAGCCAAUUACCCGGCUGUCGUCAAUCAAAGCAUUGGGGAAGCACAAAGAAGGUGACCAUGCAGUUUCUGGAUGAAAUUCACACAAGUAUGAAAAAUAGUGUGUCAAAAUUACCAGAGGAGUUGCAGCAGAGAUCCGAUAAUAUUGAACGUGCAAAAAAGGAGCAAGAUCUUAUAGAAACAGCAGUAAGAUCAAUAACACACAUGAUGCCCGAUGCAAGCGCGGUCAGGUCAGGAAUCAUUGCACAGUCUAUGUUAAUCAUUUUCCUCCACAAUGAUGUGGUUGAACUAGAUCCUUCGCAAGCAGGCCACACAGUCGCAGAUGAAAUUAUGCAUCUCUGGAGAGAAAGCACCGAUGGGGAGCUGCAGAUUCCGGAAGCAACACUUCAGGGGGGGAAUUUCCUUCACAGUUUCACAAAGCGUGUUCUGGAAGAAGACCCAAUCAGCGGCAAGGAGCUCUUGAAAGGCGCUUACCGAUGGGUGGUCUUCACUCGAGGAUAUAAGACUAUCCCGCCGAGCACUUUUGAGAGCCUGCGGAGCUAUCUAGAUUACCGCGAUAUUGACAUUGGGAAUGAUCUCCUCCUAGGACAAGUGGCCUUUGCUUGUGACGUCCGGUUUUGUGAAGAGGACAAAGCUAUAUUGAAAAACCUGAUCCGGCUCUGGGAAGACCACAUUUCUCUUGUCAAUGAUCUAUACUCCUUUCACAAAGAAUACGAAAAGUCAAAAUCUGGCUGGCUGAUACUGAAUGCCAUUGAUGUGAUCCGGAAGACGAAUGGGGUUUCGACCUUCACCGCGAAGAAAAUAGCCCGAGAAAUUAUAUUCGACCUGGAAAUCCAGUUUUACAAAGAAUUUAAGAGACUCCUGGAUCAUAGCUUGCUGAACUCUUGUCAGGAAAAGUUGGCGAAAGGAAUCGCGAAAUGUAUGGCAGGGCAUGUCUAUUACUCUGUCACCAACCCUCGUUAUAGUGGACCAGGAACAACAGUAUUCAAUAGCACAGAUUAGAGGAGAGAUUAAGCUUAAGGAUUCAGCA